Messenger RNA from Ziziphus jujuba (common jujube), 1412 nucleotides. Its product is annotated as probable WRKY transcription factor 7. NCBI's taxonomy places the organism in Eukaryota, Viridiplantae, Streptophyta, Magnoliopsida, Rosales, Rhamnaceae. Gene Ontology annotation, biological process: regulation of DNA-templated transcription. The coding region runs from base 129 to 1118 and encodes 329 amino acids. The record is from RefSeq and is a predicted model, not a curated record. Gene Ontology annotation, molecular function: sequence-specific DNA binding; DNA-binding transcription factor activity. The transcript has 3 exons.
CCUUCUCUACCCUCGUUUUCUUUUACACUUUUCUUUCUCUCUCCUUCUUUUCAUUUUUCCUUUUUUUAAAAAAAAAAAAGAAAAAUUUUUGGGGGAAGAGGAGGGAAGAAAUUUUUUGUUAUGCAGAGAUGGCUGUGGAUUUCAUGGGAUAUAGAAGCAGUGAGAAUUUCACUUCAAAAUUAGAAGAGAACGCCGUUCAAGAAGCGGCUUCUGGGCUUGAAAGCGUAGAGAAGCUCAUCAGAUUGCUUUCUCAAGCUCAACAACACAAUCAAGAUAUGGACUGCAAAGCUGUGGCAGACGUCGCCGUUUCCAAGUUCAAGAAGGUUAUCUCUCUUCUGGGUCGGACCCGAACGGGUCAUGCCCGAUUCAGAAGGGCUCCGCUUACCACCCCUAAUUCUUAUUCUUCUUCUUCUUCUCCCCCCCUAAUUCAGAACCAUGAAAGGCCAGCCGUACCUACUGAAACUAAUAACAAAAUUUACUACGCGACGCCAAUCCAGCAGAUCCCGCCUCUUCAUCAUCAUCUUGGUGACCCUGCUGCUUUAAUCGUACCCAAAAACGGUGUGAUUGACAGGAAGGACUCUUCCACCACCAUCAAUUUCUCGUAUUCCUCUGCUCCGACGUCUUUUAUUUCGUCUUUGACCGGAGACACAGACAGUAAGCAGCCGUCUUCUUCUUCAGCUUUCCAGAUUACGAACCUCUCUCAGGUUUCGUCGGCUGGAAAACCACCGCUUUCGACUUCCUCGUUGAAGAGGAAGUGUAGCUCUGAGAAUUUGGGCUCUGGAAAGUGCGGAGCUGGGUCUUCCGGCCGCUGCCAUUGUUCCAAGAAGAGCAGAAAAAUGAGGUUGAAGAGGGUAGUCAGAGUUCCGGCUAUAAGCUUGAAGAUGGCUGAUAUUCCACCUGACGAUUACUCUUGGAGAAAGUACGGACAGAAACCCAUUAAAGGAUCUCCGCAUCCAAGGGGAUAUUACAAGUGCAGCAGUGUUAGAGGGUGUCCAGCACGAAAGCAUGUAGAGAGAGCUCUUGAUGAUCCAUCAAUGCUGGUGGUGACUUACGAAGGGGAACACAAUCACUCUCUAUCUGUUGCCGAGGCUACCAAUCUCAUCUUAGAAUCGUCUUAAUUAGAUCUCCCAAAACAUUAAAAAAGAAAAAAAAAGGGAUUAAUGACAGUGUUUUUACAAAGCGUUUUUUGUGUUUCAAUUUUCUUGUUGUAGCCAGUAGAAAAUAGUAACAGUACGGGCUGGAGACUCGGUUGGAGUCAGCUCUGUCUCGAAGGAGAUUACUGGGUUAGUUUCAUUUUCCCUGUAAAAUAUUUAUGGUUCUGUUUUUUAUUUUUUAUUUUUCCUUCCUCUCCUAGACACUGUGAAUCUAAUCCAAAUUGAAAUUAAAAAGGGAUGGUGGUGGAUUUGGUAGUA